This is a messenger RNA of Gastrolobium bilobum, 2142 nucleotides long. RefSeq lists its product as uncharacterized. The transcript is spliced from 8 exons. The record is from RefSeq and is a predicted model, not a curated record. The coding region runs from base 135 to 1586 and encodes 483 amino acids. NCBI's taxonomy places the organism in Eukaryota, Viridiplantae, Streptophyta, Magnoliopsida, Fabales, Fabaceae.
GACCAAAUCAAUGCCUUUUCUUUCUUCCUCAUUCUUCUUCUUCUUCUUCUAAGUCAUAAACAACAACAACAAACCCAGUAGUCACUGGUUUCAAAGUUCGUGUAGGGUACCAAUCCCCUUCUCUUAAAACUGUAAUGGUUCUUGUCCAAGCUUCAAAGGUAACUCUCCCAAACCCUUGUUCUCUCUCAUCUCCUCCUUCAAACACAUGCUCUAUUCUUUUUGAACCCAAUUCUCUAUCUCUUGCCCUAACUCAUUCUGAUUCUUCACUCUCUCUCUACCCUUCUUUUUCCCCUCUCUCUCCUUCUUCUUCUUCUUCCUCUUCUCUUUCCCUUCAUACCCCACAAACCCUAAUCCCUUCUCCUUCAUCUUCCUCCACCUUCCUCCUCCUACAACAAUCCCACACAAACCCUAAUUCCACCCCAUCGGUGUUAUUCAUCGUUUCCGCACCCCACCGCUCCGGUUCGCAGAUUCUGCUCCGGUUCUACAUUCUGCACAAGAAAAACAACGCUUUCGCCAGAGUGCAAAACGUUCUCUGCUCCAACAAUAAGGGUUUUCGAUUUGAACCGAAAUUGGGGGUCUUGAUCGAUUCCAAGCAUGGGGUUUCGAUCAAGCUCGCUGGCUCCGUUAAUUACUUCGCCAUGUACUCCGUUUCGAGCUCCAAGGUGUGGGUCUUCGCCGUGAAGAUGUGUGAUGAUGAUGAUAAUGGUGAUGAUGGUGGUGGUUUGAGGGUGAAAUUGAUAAGGUGUGCUGUGAUUGAGUGUUCGAGGCCGGUUUGGUCCGUUAGCAUUUCGUUUGGGUUCUUGCUUCUUGGGGAAGAAAAUGGGGUUAGGGUUUUCGGUCUGCGGCGGCUCGUGAAAGGAAGGGUGGUUAAGAGAGUGAGGAAUUCGAAUUCGAAUUUGAAGCAACUGCCAAAUGGUGUUGUUGUUGGUCGUGAUAAUCAUGGGAGGCAUGGAGGCAGAGAUCGAGGAGGGAAACGUUAUGGUGGUGAAGGGGUUGUGGAGGUAACCUGCAAUGGUGAUUUGGAGGGGAAAAUUGAAAGACACGGUGUUGUUGUGAAGCAGACAAAUGUUAAAUUCAAACAGGAUGACAGCAAUGCAUGUGCAUGUUUUGUGGCGUUGAAGGAAAAUGAAGUUGAAACCAAAUCCAUGGCAAAGGUAUCCAUGUCUGUAAAAGCUAUUUCCAUUCAGGCUCUGUCCCGGAGGAUGUUUGUGAUCUUGGAUUCACAUGGAGAUUUAUAUUUGCUAUGCCUGUCAAAUUCUGGCAUAGGAGUAGAUAUCACUGGUCAUGUGAGGCAGCUGCCUCAUAUUAUGAAAGUGAAAAGUCUGGCUGUUCUUCCUGAUGUAUCUACACUAUCCCAGACUGUCUGGAUAUCAGAUGGAUGCCAUUCUGUUCACAUGUUCACUAUAAUGGAUGAGGUAAAUGCUAUAAAUGAAGCAGAUGGAAAUGACGGUGGUGAAAAGCUUUUGCAUCUCCCAGUUAUUCGAGUUCUUUUCUCCAGUGAAAAGAUCCAAGAUGUCAUUUCUCUAACGUCAAAUUCAAUUCUGAUUCUUGGACAAGGAAGCCUAUAUGCAUAUGCAAUUUCGUGAAGCUGCUUCAAUUUUUUUUCUUUUUCGAUGGAAAUCAAUAUUCUUGGCUUCCUUGACAUUCUGAUGUGUACGGGUAUGGUUCGUGGAUACACUCUUUCAUAGUGCUCUGGUUGCCUCCCCAUAUAGUGCAUCCUUAAGAUACUGGAGAUUUUGAAAGAUUGACAAGGUGGUGGGACCGGUUAAAUAUCCAUGGAGUUCUGAAAUUCUGGAUCUGCGUUAUUCAACAGCUUAAAGCCACCUGUCCUGCAAAACCUAUCACAGUAAACUGCAAGCCUACAUCCCUCCAACGAGAAUGUUGACUGUGAUGCCAAUCUUUUGGAGGUUGGCUGAAAUCAAGGUUUUCUGGCAGAGAACUGAGCAGGGUUCGAUAGAAAAGGCAUGAUCUUGGCAAUUGGAUUGCUCUGCUUGUUGGAAUAGUAUCCAUGUGAUUGCAAUUUCCUUGUUCUAGCUGUCUAUUAUACUAUUAUUGAAAGAUGUUGUGUAGUUGGAGGGUUAUCUUGUUGCCCAUUUUGUUCUGUUGUCUUAACUUGACAAUCUCAACGCAUUGUAUGCUUUA